Dimorphilus gyrociliatus is the source of this 355-nucleotide messenger RNA. The record is from the annotation of a GenBank genome assembly. Lineage: Eukaryota; Metazoa; Annelida; Polychaeta; Dinophilidae.
GUAGUGGAUUGACAUCAGAAAGGUCAAACAGUGGAUGCGAAAAGCCGCCUAAAAGAUGGUUAACUUCCCUGAUAUAACACUUUUCCAAUUAAGUGGGGCCUAUUUGGGCGUACUUGGAGGAAUAUUUCACAAUUGGUCGAACCGACGACCAAUGUAUGCCAGAGCACCUAUGGUCUUUCUUGCUUCGGCAGCUGGUUUUGUUAUAGCAACAAGCGCUCAGUCAAUGUUGGAAAAUCGUAGAAUAACAAAGGAAAAGUAUAUUUUCGACUACAUUAAUACCCAUCCUGAAGAUUUUCCAGAGACAAAACCAGAAAAAUAUAAAGAGGUUCUUGCUCCAUGGAAUCCUCAACGAUAA